Molecule: messenger RNA, 768 nt
Organism: Phymastichus coffea
Lineage: Eukaryota; Metazoa; Arthropoda; Insecta; Hymenoptera; Eulophidae
Exons: 1
Coding region: 1-768 (255 amino acids)
Molecular function (GO): nucleic acid binding
Source: RefSeq, a predicted model, not a curated record
AUGAUUAGUGCCUUCAUUCAAGAAAAUCACACCACCUGGGACGCGCACAUAGCGGAAUUCGCUUUCGCUUACAACACUGCGAUACAUGAAGCGACGCGCGCUAGUCCAGCUUUCCUUAAUUACGGGCGGCACCCUGAACUUCCCGACUCCAAGAAAAAAAGGGAAGAUAGAGACCAAGUCCGUAACCUUGAAGCUGCGGCAGUGGAACACUGGCACGCAAGGAUGGAGAAAUUGGAUGAUUUCCGCGCCGUCGCUAGGGAAAACACUCGGAUUGCGCAAGAUCGUCAACAGAAGUAUUACAACCUAAAACGAAGAAAUGUAGAGUAUUGCGUUGGAGAUAAAGUCUGGGCUAAGAACCGCCUACUCUCUUCAGCAGCGAUGAAAAUAGCUGCUAAGCUGAGCCCGAAGUUUGCGGGACCUUUCGUCGUGACCGCUCGUCUAGGCCUGAACUCAUACCAAUUGAGCACCGAAAAAGGCCACGAUGUGGGUAAAGUUGCCGUUUGCGACUUACGACCUUGCCACGACGAGGAUCAAUGUCCGGACGCGGACCAAGAAGUAGAAGAGGAACCUAAGUCCGAAGAAGAGUUUGACCUCAACGAUCUGUUUUCUCCAGUACUCGUCGAGAGCGCGUCUAAACCGAAUAGGUCGGAAAACUGCGAGACGAACUCCGAACCGCGGAGAAAGCGUGGCCGACCGAAAGGUAAGAAGAGGCUCGCGUUGCGUGCGAAUGCGCCGUCACCGAGACGACUCCGUUCCAACCGAAAUUAA